This is a messenger RNA of Olea europaea var. sylvestris, 807 nucleotides long. RefSeq lists its product as uncharacterized. The record is from RefSeq and is a predicted model, not a curated record. Gene Ontology annotation, molecular function: polysaccharide binding. NCBI's taxonomy places the organism in Eukaryota, Viridiplantae, Streptophyta, Magnoliopsida, Lamiales, Oleaceae.
AUGAAAAUUUCCUCCAUUUGCCUUCCCUCAGUUCUCAUCAUUUUCCCCUGCUUAAUUUCCUUUCAAAAAAACUGCGGCAAAGUCCCAAUAACGUAUCCAUUUGGCGCUGGCUCUGGCCCUGGAUGUGGUGAUCCACAUUUCCAGUCUUAUGUAACCUGCAAUGAUCAGCAGCAGCUCACAUUCACCACACACACUGGUUGCUACACCAUAACCUCCAUUGUUUACAAUCACCAAAUCAUUUACAUCACUGAUCUAUCCAUGUCCACCUGCGCCUGGAAACGGACAAGCAAAGGCUUCAGCCUAGAUUGGAACGUGCCUUUCAGCUUCAACGACGCCACAAUGUUCGCACUUCUUGAUUGCUCGAUGAGUUCUUCGCCAAUAUACUGUCCAUUACCGAAGACAGAAAUUCAACAUUCCCUCUGUGAUUCCAAGGGAGAUUCUAUUUGCAGCCUUUUGUAUUCAUGUGAAGCAAUCAGCAGACUAAGUCUCCCAAUUUCAACAUGCUGUGUGUAUACACAUGUGGAUCUCAGGCCUUCGUUUGAAAUGGAUUUGCAGAAAUUGCAUUGCACUUCAUAUUCUGCACUGUAUGGAUUCAAUGGACAGGAAUCUAAUCCUCAGGGAUCAAUGAAAUAUAAGUUUAAUUUUAAUCAUGAUUAUCCUGUGAUUUGCUCUAGCUGUGAAAGUAAUGGAGUCUGUGGAUAAAAUCAUGGAUAAUCAUUUCUUUGCAAUUGUCCUGGUGGAUUAAAUACAACAACAGAUUGUUAUUUCAUCUAUAACUCUAGUUCUGCGAAUGGAUUUUUUCAAUAA